This is a messenger RNA of Chenopodium quinoa (quinoa), 1689 nucleotides long. RefSeq names its product putative disease resistance protein RGA3. The record is from RefSeq and is a predicted model, not a curated record. Bases 1 to 1689 code for a protein of 562 amino acids. Gene Ontology annotation, molecular function: protein binding. Gene Ontology annotation, biological process: defense response to other organism. Lineage: Eukaryota; Viridiplantae; Streptophyta; Magnoliopsida; Caryophyllales; Amaranthaceae. The transcript has a single exon.
AUGAAUAAAUGGCACACAUUUGAGCAUAGUGGAUUUGCUGGAAUCGGAAAUGGUGAUAAUGAUAUUUUGACUAUACUAAAGCUUAGUUACCAUAACCUUACACCCUCUUUAAAGAAUUGUUUUAGCUAUUGUGCAUUGUUUCCCAAAGAUUAUAGACUCAAGAGGAAGGAGUUGAUUAGCCUUUGGAUAGCACAAGGCUAUAUUGUGUCGCUAGACAGAGAUCAAAGCAUAGAAGAUGCAGCAGAGGAGCAUUUCCUGAUUUUGGUACGCAGAUGUUUCUUUCAUGAUGUAGAGAAGGAUAAAUACGGUGACAUUGAGUGCGUGAAAAUGCAUGACUUGAUGCACGAUGUUGCUCGAGAAGUGGGGAAGGAGGAAAUUGGUGUAGUGAGUUCUAAUACAACCGAAUUGGGAGAUAAGAUUCGUCAUGUGUAUUUUGCUCGUGGUGCUUUUUCACAAAGUUACUCAUUUAAGAGUAAAAUACGUUCGUUAAUUUCAGAGGGUAGUAUGUCGUACGAUAGAAUGGUGUCGGUUGAUCAGGUGGAUGCACAGAUUGAUAGUUGGAUUGGUCUAAGGGUGUUGUGCUUGCAGUCAACAGGUAUAAAAAGGUUUGAUUCAAUUUGUAAGCUAAUGCAUUUAAGGCAUCUUGACCUGUCUGUGAAUCAUGAGUUAAAGGCACUCCCUGAUUCUAUUACUAGACUACAUAAUCUGCAGACUUUAGAUUUACAUCGUUGCACAAAAUUGAGGGAGUUGCCAAAAGAUUUUAGCAAAUUGGUAAAUCUUAGGUACUUGGAUUUAAGUCAAUGUGAUGAGUUGAGUGGUUUGCCUUCGGGCAUGGGUCAGUUAACUAGUCUAAGGCACUUUGAUUUUAGUGACUGUUAUAAGUUAACUAGUAUGCCAUCAGGCAUUGGUAAGUUGACUUAUCUUAGGGUUCUACCAUUGUUUGUGGUGGGUAUGGAAAAGAGAGUUUCUACAGAGGAACAAUGUAUGGGAGAGCUCAAAGACCUUAAAGCCCUGACCAACUUAAAAGGUGGCAUAGAGAUCAAAAUCGGCAUAUUUUACAAGAAUGAUGGAGGAGGAGGAGGGUAUUUGAAGGGUCUGAAAUAUCUCACUCAAGUUGAAAUUAGAUUUGUUUACAGUGCUGAAGAUGAAAUUGAUGGAUGUUUAGAGUGGAAAGAUGUGCUGGAAAAGCUAGAGCCGCCUUCAAAUCUCAAGGGAUUCAUCUUGUCGGGUUACAAGGGUAUGACAAUUCCAAGGUGGGGUAGAGUAGAGGAUAACUGGGCACUCUCCCUCCCACAUCUUGUCAAAAUCGAUCUUUUGGGUUGUGUCAACUUGGAGCAGAUACCAUCGUUGAGUAAACUGCGUAAUCUGAAAUCACUGAUACUUGAAUAUCUACACAAGUUGGAAUAUAUGGAGAAUACAAGCAGCAACAAUGCCAAAGACGGAGAAGAUUUGACGGUAUUCUUCCCCUCCCUUGAAACACUCACACUUUGGAAUCUUUCAAGUUUGAAAGGAUGGUGGAGGGAGGAGGAGUUGGUUGAGGAUGAUGAUGAUGAUGGUCGUAUCUUGAGGAGUAGCUUCAGAUUUCCUCGUCUCUCCAAAUUGAUGAUCUAUAAUUGCCCUAAGUUAACUUCGUUUCCUUCUUGUGGAAGCAUCGAAGAUUUGGGCUUAGAUGAGGUUGGCUCAAAUUAA